AUGGAGUCGGCGGCGAGCUUCGUCGAGGAGUUGGAGCUGCUGACGAAGACAGUACUCGAUGGACCUUCGGUUUCGGCUGUUCAGAGGAAGUUCAGGGACCAGUUGGCUGCUUUCGACAAGGCGUGGUGCGCGUACCUCUACCGCUUCGUGGCGUGGAAGGUGAAAGACGCGACGUUGCUGGAGGGAGACCUUGUCAGGGCCGCGUGCAAGCUCGAGCUGUCGAUGAUGCAGACGUGCAAGUUGACCGCGGACGGUCGGUCGCCGAGCAGGCUCACCCAUGACAUGAAGGCGAUCCAGCGACAGGUCGCCGAUGACCAGAAGCUCCUGCGUGAGAAGGUUCACCUACUGAGCGGCGAUCCUGGUGUCGCGCGGAUGGACUCUGCUCUUUCGGACACCAGGUCGAAGUUCUUCGAAGCGAAGAAGGAUGCAGGUCCAGUACAGAAACCUGUCGCAGACGACGUAUCUGCCCCUGCCUUGAGCAUCAAUUCAUCGUCAGGUAGUUCGUCACCAUCACCAGUGAAGCAGCCGACAGAGAACGAGAGAAAGGUGAAUGAAAUGCUUCAUCAGGACGACGGCGGUGCUUUCGCUGGGAAAUCUGACAGUGCUGCUGGUCCUGCUGCCGAUGCCGAGAACGCUUUCCAGGAGAAAGUGAGGGAAACCAUGGAGAAAGCGUUCUGGGAUUUGGUCACGGACUCCAUGAGAGGAGACAAACCUGAUUACAGCCAGUUGGUCAGACUAGUCAAGGAAGUCAGGGACUCAUUGCACGAGUUGUCUCCCAAGGAGUGGAAGGAGGAAAUCCUUGAGAAAAUCGACGUCGAAAUUCUGUCUCAGGUACUCGGGUCAGGUUCCCAGGACGCACAAUACUUGGGGCAGAUCUUGCAGUAUUCGCUGGGCAUGGUGCGCAGGCUCUCCGCUGCGGCGAAGGAGGACCAGAUGAAGAAAAGCCACGACAAGCUGCUGACCGAGUUGGCUGCGAGCUCUGAAGCUGAUGCCGACGGCACCGCUACCAGCUCAUUCGUCGUCGAUGCCGUCAAGGGCCUGCGUUUCGCCCUGGAGGAAAUAAAGGAGCUGCAAGCAGAAGUGAGCAAGGCGCGUAUCCAGAUGGCGUUGCAACGGAUCAUACAAGGUUCUACGGGCGUGGACUACCUGCAGAACGCUUUCGGCGAUCGCUACGGGCCUCCUGCCAGUGCAGGAGCUUCCCUCCCUCUGACCGUGCGAUGGAUUUCGACGUCGAAGAACGUCGCCCGACAAGAGUGGAGGGAACAUUUAGGCUCUGUUUCAGUUGUGCCAUCAGCAGCCCUCGUUCCGGUACUCCGAGCUGGCCAUGGGGCUGCCGUACGCCAGCCGUCUUCUUCUUCGCCUGCAGCUGCAGGAGGCGUUUCUGGGCAGCCAGAGUGCAAGGGUGACGAGCUUGACAAGCUGAUAAGGAUUGGCCUGUUGCAGCUUGUUAGCAGCGUAGAGGGCUUGCAAAUGCAGUCGACUCCUGAGAGCUUCCAGAUUAAUUUGAUGAGGUUGAGGGCCUUGCAGAGCCAGUUCCAACAAGUCAUCGUGAUAGCUACAAGCAUGCUCAUCCUGCGUCAGGUUCUGAUGGGCGAGAGCUCAAAGGCCACGGCUCAGGAACUGGAUAACGCCACCGCAGAGCUCUUCAAGGCUCUCGUGAAGAUGCUGGACGCCUCCCCUGACGCCGGCGCCGAAGAGAUAGUGGAGGCGAUGAUGAGCGCGUCGGCGGCGGUUGGCUCACCAUCGGAAGAAGAGAAGAUCCAGGGCAGGAGGCAGACGACCGCCCGGGUGCUCCUCAAGAGCCUCCAGCCCGGCGACGUAGUCUUCAAGAUGGUCUCCAGGGCCGUCUUCUGCGCCUUCCGCGGCGUCGUCCUCGGUGGCAGCGGCCACAAGGGCCAGAAGCUGGCUGACGCGACGCUGCGCCGCGUCGGCGCGGCCAGGCUCGUCGAUAGGGUGGUGAAGGCGUCCGAGGUGCUGAUCAAGGUGGCCACGGUAUCAGGGAUGGUCCAUGGCCCGUGGUACAAAGCUCUUCUGUGA
Miscanthus lutarioriparius is the source of this 2037-nucleotide messenger RNA. Lineage: Eukaryota; Viridiplantae; Streptophyta; Magnoliopsida; Poales; Poaceae. The record is from the annotation of a GenBank genome assembly.